Molecule: messenger RNA, 243 nt
Organism: Hansenula anomala
Lineage: Eukaryota; Fungi; Ascomycota; Saccharomycetes; Phaffomycetales; Wickerhamomycetaceae
Exons: 1
Coding region: 1-243 (80 amino acids)
Source: RefSeq, a predicted model, not a curated record
AUGAAUGUUGAGCUGUUGAAGUUUGAGCUAUUCCAUCAGCUUAAUCGCGAUCAUACCAUGGAUAGAUUGAUCCGAUUCCGACAUGGUUGCAAGCAGUACUGCCCAACCAUGAAAACCACUGUGAAAGCAUUCUUCUUAUCCACCAACACGAUCCCUUGGAAUACACAGUUUGCUUUGGUGUUUCCGAUUAGCUCAGUUCUUGCUAAGCUGGGCCCAGAAAGAAGCUCGGGAUGCUCAUCUUAG